Linum tenue is the source of this 3436-nucleotide messenger RNA. NCBI's taxonomy places the organism in Eukaryota, Viridiplantae, Streptophyta, Magnoliopsida, Malpighiales, Linaceae. The record is from the annotation of a GenBank genome assembly.
GUCGGGUCAAGAACCCGACACCGAUUCCGGAAGUCAUAAAACCCUGCCCUAAUCGUCCUUCUAAUCGGUUCUCUCCCCUUUCAGCCAUAAACCCUAGGAGAGCGGUCUCCAUAGGCGGUGCUCCACUACUCGGAAGGAGCAGCCAUUCAUUCCGUCACUUCUUUCUCCGCCGACCAAAUCCUCCGGGUGUACUGUAAUCGCGAUUGCUACUGCUUGGCUCGUUAAACAAGAGAUACAAUGAGGUUGGAGUUCUGCUGGUUUUGCUCUUCGAAAAUCUAUCCUGGGCAUGGUAUUCAAUUCGUUCGCAAUGAUGCCAAGAUUUUUAGAUUCUGUAGGUCUAAAUGCCACAAGAACUUUAAGAUGAAGAGGAAUCCUCGCAAGGUGAAAUGGACUAAGGCCUAUAGGCGGUUACAUGGAAAGGAUAUGACAAAGGAUUCAACCUUUGAGCUGGAGAGAAAGAGGAACAGGCCCGAAAGAUACGACAGAAACGUUAUGGAGAAUACCCUAAAGGCCAUCAAGAAGAUUGAUAAGAUCAGACACGAUAGGGCGGCUGAUCAUAUUGCACAGAGAUGGAAGCCAAAGGCUGCAAAGGAGCGCAGAGAAGCAAGGAAAGAGUUGGAACAGAGCAUCAGCUUGAUCAAAGCUCCUCUUGCCAUUCAAGCACAAGAGCCAGCAAUCACAGUCCCCAAGAUCAAAGUCAAGGUCCCCAAGCAACAAACCCUCGAGCAACCCAUGGAAGAGUAACCUUUAUGUGUGGUUUCGUCACUCUUCGCUUCUGUUAUUCCGACUUUCCCUUUGAAGAAGGGCUGAGAUGUUGCUCUAUCCUAUGUAUUGGGUUGUUCUUGUUCCAGUGUAGCUGUGUAAUUCCACCUAAGUUUUUGUUAGGCUCGUUUAGUUGGAGACGAUUGUCAUUGGAAAACCGAUACUACUUUCAUGUCCAUCUACUAAUCCUUUUACGGCAAAAAUGUUGCGAGAAAGACGGUUGGGCUUAUUCGUGUAAAUGGGCUCUUUGUGGGCCAUGGCUAUCCUGCCAGGUGGCAACAGCCACGGGUUCUGAUUUCUGAAUCCCCUAGGAACCACGGUAACCACUAAACCCAGCAGUCCGGAAAGUACAUCGAAAGAAACUGAAACCAAAUCGCCGGCGAACUGACAGUAGGAGAGGAAGUAAGUGACUCACCGGCGGCUUCCUGAUGCUCUCACUCGCGGCAGCUUCCUUCCCUAUCCACCACAACCGUCUAAUCCUCUACCGCACAACUCCGUCUCCGCCCUUCACCGUCCGAUCUUCAGCUUCCGGCGGCGUCCAGGAGAUACAGGAAUCCUUUACCCCGCCACCGUCGACUCCGCAAGACGGAGAAAUAAGCUCGGAGCUCUUCGUCUCCGCGCCGUUUCCGCCGAUUAAAGGUGCCAAGCGAGUGGUGCUGGUGCGGCAUGGCCAGAGCACUUGGAAUGCGGAAGGAAGGAUCCAGGGCAGCUCUAAUUUCUCGGUGUUAACUAAGAAAGGCGAGUCUCAGGCCGAGACCUCCCGUCAGAUGCUUCUCGAUGAUUCCUUCGACAUUUGCUUCAGCAGUCCAUUAACUAGGUCGAAGCGAACUGCUGAAAUCAUUUGGGGCGAUCGAGAGGAGGAGAUUCUCACAGACUCUGAUUUGAGAGAAAUCGAUCUAUACUCCUUCCAGGGUCUCCUGAAGCACGAGGGGAAGGAGAAAUUCGGCGAUUCUUUUCGUCAGUGGCAGUUGGAUGCGCCGAAUUUCAGCAUUGAUGGUCACUAUCCGGUGAGGGAGUUGUGGGCGCGGGCUAGGAAUUGCUGGGAUAGAAUCUUGGAGCAUGAGAGUAGAUCGGUUCUUGUGGUAGCUCACAAUGCUGUGAAUCAGGCGCUCGUUGCUACAGCCAUAGGAUUGGGGACGGAAUAUUUUAGGAUUCUACUGCAGAGCAAUUGUGGUGUGAGUGUGCUGGAUUUCACACCUCGAGCUGAAGGUGGAUCCCCUUACAUUUGUCUCAAUCGUUUGAAUCAGACACCGAGCUCGCCUCUUGCUUCUGGCGGAGGGAGAAAAGCUAGCAAGCGGAUAGUACUUGUGUGCCAUGGAACAAUGCAAGGAAGUGCUGGUGAUCAAGGAAUGAACAUGCUUGGGAUUAUACAGUUCGUAUUCUUUGGAUAUCUACAGUCCCAGAAAAUUGCAGAGCUGCUUCUUGAUCUGCAAGUAAGCACAAUAAUCAGCAGCACUGAGGAUGUCAGUGUCGACACAUCAGUGGCCAUCUCUAGAGUCCAAGAAGCAGCAGAUUGCCUUGGUGCUGAUUGCGUGCCACGAUAUGUGGAGUUAAAGCGGAGUAAGGACCUUGACGCGACAGACAUCCUCCAGCAGUUAAACGAGGAAGGAAGCGAGGGGCAGCUACUUCGACCCGGUUUCCUGAACAGGUUUGACGAUGAAUCACUUUCGGCUUUGUGGGAUCAAUCUGGCAAAGCAUGGGAGACUCUGCUGAAUGAAGUAAGUGAUGAAUCCGACCCAGAAAAGGUAGCAGUGGUAGUGAGCCAUCCUGCAGUUCACAUUGCACUGAUGGGCCACUGCCUGAAAUUGACCAAAGAAUGGAUGGGAUCGUUUCAUCUGGAUGCUGGGAGCAUCAGCGUGGUGGACUUCCCAGAUGGAGCUGCCGGCAGAGGUGUGAUCCGUUGCAUUAAUUACACGGCUCAUUUGGGAAGAUGGGCCAUCCCCAUUACUAGACCGACCGCCGACGACGAAGAGUUCUGAUUCUGUAACGGCACAGUGUUGUAUAAUUGGAAGUUUUGCAGCUAACAAAGUUGUUAUUGUAUACUGGAAAACUGAUCAAUGUAUUUAAACAUAAUUUUUUGCCUAGUCACAGUGUGUACUUUAUUCACAUAGGGAGAGAUCGAGAUCAUAGUAAUGAACGAGGCUAUCAAUCAUUACGCUUAGUUAAGUGGGGCAAUUACGAAAUGGCUGUGGGCCUGUGGCACCGCACAAAAUUUGAUGGGCCCCAAUGAGACAAAUGGGCCGAAGUCUGGCUUCGUGGUAGGCCUAACACGGCCUCCAGUACCCAGACAUGAAAACUUGGGCCGAGCUAGGGCGAUACAUGGGCUGAGAAAUCUUGAGGCUCGAAAUUCGGGCCCCGUGCAUCUUCCCCGGUCAUUCCGAUUCCGGAGGUCGUAGAGACUGAGAAUGUGCUGUACUGCUGUACAUUUCCAGGGGUUUUGCGGAGGUUUUAGGGUUCAUUUCUUGACGCUCAGAAGAGGGAAGACAGGGAAAACCAGAGCUGUGAUGGCUACUUUGGCUGGCAGAUCAACCUGUGCGCUGAUGCGUGCGACGUGUAGUAAAGGAAGAACCUUUUGUCAAUCAGCGACAAUAAGCAAAAGGAUCUCUGUAUCAACUCCUUCAAUUCUUCCCAAUUUGACGCUUCGCGUUUCUCGAACUCCUCUUCCGUCUCCAAG